GCCUCAGCCUCAGCCUCCGCCUCAGCCUCCGCCGCCGCCUCAGCCGCUUCAGCCGCCGCUGGACGAGGAGCAGCAGCAGAACAUGGCGCCGGGGCCGCCGUCGCCACGGCCGGGAUCCCCGAGGCCGGGGCCGCGCUGAGGGCGCCCAGCUGCUGAGAAGAAAUGUUGGCUAUCUGGCGAUGAGAAGUGGUGAAAACUGACCUGCUGCUCUACAAGCACUAUGGGACUUGACAUUUGCACAAUGUGGGCAGCCAGCCCCCACUGAUAAUGCUGGGAAGCCAUCAGGUCUGCUUGAGAAAACUAAUCUGACCUCGGAAGUGGCGAUUGUGGCAGGAUGUGUCAGCGAUGAUGAUGGCAAGAAAGCAAGAUGUCCGCAUUCCCACCUACAACAUCAGCGUGGUGGGACUGUCUGGGACUGAGAAGGAGAAGGGCCAGUGUGGCAUUGGGAAGUCUUGUCUGUGCAACCGCUUCGUGCGCCCGAGCGCCGACGAGUUUCACUUGGACCAUACCUCUGUCCUCAGCACCAGUGACUUUGGUGGACGAGUGGUCAAUAAUGACCACUUCCUCUACUGGGGGGAAGUUAGCCGAUCCCUGGAGGAUUGUGUGGAAUGUAAGAUGCACAUUGUGGAGCAAACUGAGUUCAUUGAUGAUCAGACUUUCCAGCCUCACCGGAGCACGGCCCUGCAGCCCUACAUCAAGAGGGCUGCCGCAACCAAGCUCGCCUCGGCUGAAAAACUCAUGUACUUCUGCACUGACCAGCUGGGGCUGGAGCAGGACUUUGAGCAGAAGCAAAUGCCAGAUGGAAAGCUGCUAAUUGAUGGGUUUCUCCUAGGUAUUGAUGUUAGCAGGGGCAUGAACAGGAACUUUGAUGACCAGCUCAAGUUUGUGUCCAAUCUCUACAAUCAGCUUGCAAAAACGAAAAAGCCCAUAGUGGUGGUCCUGACUAAGUGCGAUGAAGGCGUCGAGCGGUACAUUAGAGAUGCACAUACUUUUGCCUUAAGCAAAAAGAACCUCCAGGUUGUGGAAACCUCGGCGAGAUCCAACGUAAACGUGGACUUGGCUUUCAGCACUUUAGUGCAGCUCAUUGACAAAAGUCGGGGAAAGACAAAGAUCAUCCCUUACUUUGAAGCUCUCAAGCAGCAGAGCCAGCAAAUAGCCACGGCAAAAGACAAGUAUGAGUGGCUGGUGAGCCGCAUUGUGAAAAACCACAACGAGAACUGGCUGAGCGUCAGCCGCAAGAUGCAGGCCUCUCCCGAGUACCAGGAAUAUGUCUACCUGGAAGGAACUCAGAAAGCCAAGAAGCUGUUUCUCCAACACAUCCAUCGCCUCAAGCACGAGCAUAUUGAACGCCGGAGGAAGCUGUACCUGGCAGCCCUGCCUUUAGCCUUUGAAGCGCUUAUACCCAAUCUAGAUGAAAUAGACCACCUCAGCUGCAUAAAAACCAAAAAGCUCUUGGAGACCAAGCCGGAAUUCUUAAAGUGGUUUGUUGUGCUUGAAGAGACACCAUGGGAUGCCACCAGCCACAUCGACAACAUGGAGAACGAGCGGAUCCCCUUCGACUUGAUGGAUACCGUGCCCGCAGAGCAGCUCUAUGAGACACACCUUGAAAAGCUUCGGAAUGAGAGGAAAAGAGCUGAGAUGAGAAGGGCGUUUAAAGAAAACCUGGAGACCUCUCCGUUCAUAACUCCUGGGAAGCCAUGGGAGGAGGCCCGCAGUUUCAUUAUGAACGAAGAUUUCUACCAAUGGCUGGAAGAGUCUGUAUACAUGGAAAUUUAUGGCAAACACCAAAAACAAAUUAUAGACAGAGCAAAGGAAGAGUUCCAGGAGCUGCUCUUGGAAUAUUCCGAAUUGUUUUAUGAGCUAGAGCUGGACGCUAAGCCCAGCAAGGAGAAGAUGGGUGUCAUUCAGGAUGUUCUGGGCGAGGAGCAGCGAUUUAAAUCAUUGCAGAAGCUCCAGGCAGAACGGGACGCCCUUAUUCUUAAGCACAUCCACUUUGUGUACCACCCAACAAAAGAAACCUGCCCAAGCUGCCCAGCUUGUGUGGAUGCAAAGAUUGAACACUUGAUUUGUUCUCGGUUUAUCCGGCCAUCUGACCGGAAUCAGAAAAAUUCACUCUCUGACCCCAACAUUGAUAGAAUCAAUUUGGUUAUCUUGGGCAAAGAUGGCCUUGCUCGAGAGUUGGCCAAUGAGAUCCGAGCUCUUUGCACAAAUGACGACAAGUAUGUGAUAGAUGGUAAAAUGUAUGAGCUUUCCCUGAGGCCAAUAGAAGGUAAUGUCAGGCUUCCUGUGAACUCUUUCCAAACACCAACAUUUCAGCCCCACGGCUGUCUCUGCCUUUACAAUUCAAAGGAAUCUCUGUCCUACGUGGUGGAGAGUAUAGAGAAGAGUAGAGAGUCCACACUUGGCCGGCGAGAUAAUCAUUUAGUCCAUCUGCCCUUGACAUUAAUCUUGGUUAAUAAGAGGGGGGACACCAGUGGGGAGACCCUGCAUAGCUUAAUACAGCAAGGUCAGCAGAUUGCUAGCAAACUUCAGUGCAUCUUUCUUGACCCUGCUUCUGCUGGCAUUGGGUAUGGGCGCAACAUCAACGAAAAGCAAAUCAGCCAAGUUUUGAAAGGACUCCUAGACUCUAAGCGUAACUUAAACCUGGUCAGUUCUACAGCUAGCAUCAAAGAUCUGGCUGAUGUGGACCUGCGAAUUGUCAUGUGUCUGAUGUGUGGCGACCCUUUUAGUGCAGAUGACAUACUCUAUCCUGUCCUUCAGUCCCAGACCUGUAAGUCUUCCCACUGUGGAAGCAGCAGUUCUGUUUUACUUGAACUACCAAUCGGACUGCACAAGAAGCGCAUUGAACUCUCAGUCCUCUCCUACCAUUCCUCGUUUAGCACCAGAAAAAGCCGAUUGGUCCACGGGUACAUUGUUUUUUACUCAGCCAAACGUAAGGCCUCCUUGGCUAUGUUACGUGCCUUUCUUUGUGAAGUGCAGGAUAUCAUCCCUAUUCAGCUGGUCGCACUCACCGAUGGCGCUAUAGAUGUCCUAGACAACGACUUAAGCCGGGAGCAGCUGACUGAGGGGGAAGAGAUUGCUCAAGAAAUUGAUGGGCGGUUCACAAGCAUCCCCUGUAGCCAACCCCAACAUAAACUGGAGAUCUUCCACCCAUUUUUUAAAGAUGUGGUGGAUAAAAAGAACAUAAUUGAGGCUACCCAUAUGUAUGAUAAUGCUGCCGAGGCCUGUAGCACCACAGAAGAGGUGUUUAACUCUCCUCGGGCUGGCUCUCCACUCUGCAACUCGAACCUGCAGGAUUCGGAAGAGGAUAUCGAGCCCCCGUCAUACAGCUUGUUUCGAGAAGACACAUCACUGCCCUCUCUGUCCAAAGACCAUUCAAAGCUCUCUAUGGAACUGGAGGGAAAUGAUGGGCUGUCUUUCAUCAUGAGCAAUUUUGAGAGUAAACUCAACAACAAAGUACCUCCUCCAGUCAAACCAAAGCCUCCUGUCCAUUUUGAAAUGACCAAGGGGGAUCUGUCUUAUUUAGACCAAGGCCAUAGAGAUGGACAGAGGAAGUCUGUGUCUUCUAGCACCUGGCUACCUCCAGAUGGGUUUGAUCCUUCUGAUUAUGCUGAGCCUAUCGAUGCUGUGGUCAAGCCAAGGAAUGAAGAAGAAAACAUCUACUCGGUGCCCCACGACAGUACCCAAGGCAAAAUCAUCACCAUUCGGAAUAUCAACAAAGCCCAGUCCAAUGGCAGUGGGAAUGGGUCUGACAGUGAGAUGGACACCAGCUCUCUAGAGCGAGGCCGCAAAGUAUCCCUUGCGAGCAAGCCGGUGCUGUACAGGACGAAAUGCAGCCGGCUGGGGCGGUUUGCUAGUUACCGAACCAGCUUCACCGUGGGGAGCGACGAUGAGCUCGGACCCAUCCGGAAGAAAGAAGAGGAUCAGGCAUCCCAGGGCUAUAAAGGGGACAAUGCCGUCAUUCCGUAUGAGACUGAUGAGGACCCGAGGAGGAGGAAUAUUCUUCGUAGUCUAAGAAGGAACACUAAGAAACCAAAGCCCAAACCCCGACCGUCCAUCACAAAGGCAACCUGGGAGAGUAACUACUUUGGGGUGCCCCUAACAACUGUCGUGACUCCAGAGAAGCCGAUCCCUAUUUUUAUUGAGAGAUGUAUUGAGUAUAUUGAAGCCACAGGGUUGAGCACUGAAGGUAUCUACCGGGUCAGUGGGAACAAGUCGGAGAUGGAGAGUCUGCAGAGACAGUUUGAUCAAGAUCACAACCUGGACUUGGCAGAAAAGGACUUUACAGUGAACACUGUGGCUGGUGCCAUGAAGAGCUUUUUCUCAGAACUGCCAGACCCGCUGGUGCCAUACAACAUGCAGAUUGACCUGGUGGAGGCACACAAAAUCAACGACCGGGAACAGAAGUUGCAUGCCCUGAAAGAGGUGCUCAAGAGAUUCCCAAAGGAAAACCACGAAGUCUUCAAAUACGUCAUCUCUCACCUGAACAAAGUCAGCCACAACAACAAGGUGAAUCUCAUGACCAGCGAGAACCUGUCCAUCUGCUUCUGGCCCACCCUUAUGAGACCCGAUUUCAGCACCAUGGAUGCCCUCACAGCUACUCGGACCUAUCAGACAAUCAUUGAACUCUUCAUCCAGCAGUGCCCCUUCUUCUUCUACAAUCGGCCCAUCAGUGAGCUCCCCGGCGCCACGCCCAGCUCCCCCUCUGCCAUGGCCUCCACCAUCCCCUUCCUCACUUCUACACCCGUCACCAGCCAGCCAUCACCUCCCCAGUCCCCUCCGCCCACCCCCCAGUCUCCCAUGCAGCCACUGCUCCCCUCCCAGCUUCAAGCUGAACACACGCUGUGAGCCAUGAGACCUGGGGCUAAAGGAGACUUGGUCUUCACUCUUCGCCGGAGUGGCAUUUGGCUGUGAACAAAAUCAGGGCCUUGGGGGCAGGGUCCGAGAAGGCGUCCCCUCUCCCCAUCACCUUCUCAAGAUGGCAGUGGUGGCCCUGGCUGACAGUCUGCCAGCCAGGAUAGGCUGUCAGGACCCGAGCCCAUCGCUGCAGACCUGGGACUGGCUGUAGCGGCCAAGAGGCCCUGUCCUUGGACUGGACCCCUAUGAGGACUGAGUAGCAGAGCAGCACCCUGGUGGCCGCCCACAUGUUCACCAUUCCCAAGACCACCUCUCCCUUCUACCCACCUGUUCGUUCACACCAGCCUCAGGGGUCCAGUCGCUGCUGGGACAGAGCCCUGGCGUUGGCCAGGAGAGCAGGAGGUUCUGAGAUGCAGGCGCCCAGGGUGGGGCUGGCAACCCCUAGAGAGGUUUCUCAUCUGUUUGUCUGUCUCCUCCCACCUUCCAUAUCUGCACCCGACCCCCACUUGAGGGGUACAGCCUGUCUAGCCCACCCCGAGUACGACGCUGAGGGCACCUGCCCAGCAGACCAGAACAGGGAGGGUAGCUGUGUGCCAGGCCCAAGAGAGUGCACCUUCCCCUCAGACCUGCCCUUCCCAGUCUCCCAGGACACCUCCACCGCCCCACCUCCAACAAAGGAACACUGGAAGAAAGAACAACCCUCCAAUAAUGUUUAAAAGAAAAACGGAAGAAAAAAAAAAAAACUACAGGAAGAAAACCACAGACCUCAGAAUUAUGAAGCUAUUCUCCCACCACAGCUGAGGUGACAGGUGGCUCUAGUCUGUGACAUCUGAACAGGUUGCCUGGCGUGAUCACCUGAGAAUCUUUUGGGGUCCUCUGUAUGUCCUCUACCCAGAUCCCCCUUCUUCCAAGAAGACAGUCUCAGUGCUUGGCGGGGAUUGCUGGGAGACUGGCAGGCCAGCCCGGGUCCUGGUCUGCCUGGGAACACACACUACAGUGCUCAGAAACACUACUUUUUGCCUGCGUGCACUUCUGUGUGUGCUUGUGUUGUGUGAGAGAAAAGCCUGUGAGGAGGGAACAACUGGAGUGGCCAGAAACAUUAGAGAGUGAGUGAGUGUGUGUGUGUGUGUUUUCUCUCCUGUGAGGCAAGGAGAGCUGGAGGUACCAGGCACACUUGGGAUUUGGUUUAGGAAGGAAUCAUUCCAUCCUAGACCCUAGAAGGCCACCAGCAGGGGUGUCAGUACAGGGACCCUAAUGGGAUGGUCUGCUAGCGCCCAUCUAUCUCCAAGGGGCCAUUCCACCUGCCAGUCAGCCCCCUGCCCUCCCAGGAGGUGGCCUGCCUGUUGGCUCUGGGAGGACCCCUCUCUACCCUCUAAACAGCAGCUAGCUGCCCAUACUCACAGCCAGGCCAGGGCCUCUGCAGUGGAAGCCUGACACUAAGGUACCCUAGGCGUGGGGCACGGGGCCGAGGGUGCCACCUCACUACCCUCUGGGUCUCUUUGCACUUUAAGCAGCACCUGUGGUCUGUUCAAGGCUGCCCUGGGUCACUUCCACCAGUGGCCCGAGUGAGACACCCCCCCAACAAACACACACAAACUGCAGCCACCCUGCCCUGCCCAGAUGCUCCCUGUGGGGCUGGGGGACCCAUGGCUUCCUGCCUCCUUCCUCUGGAUAAGCUGGAUAUCUUACUGUUUCUUGUCUGUGCGGUGAAACGAGGUGCUUGGUGUAACGAACUGUCCUGCCACCCCUAAGAACACGAGUCAAACCCCAGGUGCAUGUGUCUGUAAAGGCUGGAUGGAUGCUGGAUGCUGCUGCUGGUGGCCCCGUACCUGUGCUCUAGGUCUGGGGAGGCCAGGAGAUGCUGUUUGUGAGCUCUGACUGAGCUUGGCAGGCCCAGCCACUGCCUUCUGGCCCCCAAGCCCCCUCCCAACCCCUGCACUGAAGCACCUCCAUGCUCACCUACUCCAGUGGGCCCUUCAGGGUCUGGGGGUGACCCUGGGCCUCCAGUCACUCACAUGAACUCAAGAAAAAGUGGCCCAACCAGCCCCUUCUGAUGCUCUGACACUGCCACCUCUGCUGGCACUCUGGGCUUUGUCACCCCACAACCCCAAUUGUCUCACCUUUCCCAGGCCGCGUGCGCGCACGCGCGCGCACACACACACACACACACACAUGCGUGUGCGCUUGGCAGCGGGUGGGCACAUUGAGGCACUGACCCAUUGCAAGUAGCAGAAAGCGUGCUGGCGUGGUGUGUGGUGCCCCCUGCUGGCCCGAGUGGACAGCCACAGGAGGCCCUGCACGUAGCCCCCACCCCACCUCUGCCCGGCCUCUGGAGGCCCCUGGAUGGGCCUCCACUAGCAGCCCUGUGGGCCCUGGGCUUCAACAUCCAGACCCAGUGGGAGCUGGGUGGGACCCACAGAGGAAAGCAGCUCUGGGUAGGGCUGUCACAGCCGAUCCUGCUGAGCCGCGGGGGCCAGACUUACUCUGAACCCUCUCCCACCCUCCCCACCCCAACUGUCCUGACAGCCAGAGUGUAGGUUCCUCUGUGGCUACGAGUGACAGCUUCGGCCCUGGAGAGGUGAUCUCAUGGGGGUGAGGGGCUGCUAGGCUCACACUGAAGAGGGGCCCUGACGGGGGUCAACGAUUUUCAGCAUCCUGGUCUGUUGGCACGUGGCAGGGAGCCCAGUGCCGUGGGGGGGGGAUCCUAACAGGACACGCCGGGCCUUGCAGGGUGGGCAGAGGCUGCCAUCCCUCACCCCCACACCUGGGCUCCUCCCAGCCUAGGAGGCCUGGGGGCUUCUGGCUUCAACCCUGAAACUUGAAAAUGAGCACGUGGCAGCAGUGUGGUGAGUCAUCUCCACCGCACCCCACCCUCCCGAGGACACCGGCACCAGCCUGUGCAGUGCCCACCCUCAGGAGAAGGAAGCUCCAGGCUCCCUUGCUCAGCCUGCAUGUGCAGUGGUAGCAGCGUGGCCCAAUGGGCCCCCCGUGACCCCCCCAUCUGCUGGGCCCCUGCUUUGCCGGUCGGCUGCCCACUUGCCACAAACAGUGUACGGAGGAGUUGCCUCCACUCCUGACGCUUGGCGGGUUCAAGCCACCCGUUUGCGCAGAGGUGACAGGACAGUCACAUGGGGGACUGUGGCCGUGCUGGGGACCCUGAGAAAGAAGGUUUCCUGGGGAGCACCGGGGUGGCGUGAGGGGAAAAGGCCGCCCCCCACUGUCGGGAGAGGCUGCUGCAGCCUGUGGUCAGCCAGGGAGCAGCCUCAGCCUGUUUACCUUCUGUGUAGUCCAGACAGGGCCUAAGUUAUUGUUUGCAUAAAGAAUCCUGUUCCCUGUGUACAUUGGAAAAAAAAAAAAAAAAGGAAAUGUCUCUGAGUUGUAUGGGAAUAAAACUUGUUUGAAAAUU
Molecule: messenger RNA, 8263 nt
Organism: Erinaceus europaeus (western European hedgehog)
Lineage: Eukaryota; Metazoa; Chordata; Mammalia; Eulipotyphla; Erinaceidae
Gene: ARHGAP35
Product: Rho GTPase activating protein 35
Exons: 7
Coding region: 346-4848 (1500 amino acids)
Biological process (GO): signal transduction
Molecular function (GO): GTPase activity; GTP binding
Source: RefSeq, a predicted model, not a curated record